ACGCACAGCUCUCCUUGGAUUUGGAGGGUGCUCAUGUCACCCACCAGGAGGGAGGCCACGGCCACUGCAGAGGACUCCGUCAGAAUAAGACAUUAUUAGUGAAUUUAACAUGUAGUUUGUCUUUUUGUAUAUAUAUUUUUUCUUCCGUCGACACUUUUUUUCUCUACAAUUUUCUUCAAUAUCACACGGAGGUAUUUGUUGGAUUUAUGAUUUGAAGACGCGCAGUAGACGAUGCGACUCGGAGGUGAAUCUAAAGGGGCUUAUGGCAGACUGAAGAGGAGAUACCAGCCAAUCACAACACAAAUAGGAGUCUGAGGUGAGCUCUCCAAAAUGGAUUCCUAUGGAGUUUCCCUCAACCGCAGUCAGUCAUUGGCGAGUGGUCUGGAGAAGACGUCACCAGCGUGGAACAAGACAUCCCACUCUCGGAGCAGUAGCACUCUCUCAUCACGCCACUCCAGACAAAUCAUAAAAGAUUGGGAGGUGAUCGAUGAUCUUCAUGAAAUGCACACAGUGAGUGAAAAUCUUCAGGAAAUUACCACACCAGGUAUUUGUGAAGGAUACCUGCAGAAAAGAAGGAAAUGGCCUCUGAAAGGCUGGCAUAAGCGGUAUUUCAUCUUAGAAGCAGGAAUUUUGCGCUAUUCCAAAAAUCAGCAAGAUGUGUCCAGGGGAAGAGUCCAGGGCUCACUAGAUGUUAGCCUUGCUGUUAUUUCAAUAAACAAAAAAUCUAACCGGAUUGACCUGGAUGCAGGAGACAUUCUCUAUCAUAUGAAGGCAAAAACCCAUGAACUCUUCUACAUUUGGGUGACUAAGUUACAAGCACACCGCUUGUACAAGAAGAAUGAGGCAGCUCAUGUUCACAGUGGCUUCCUCCAGACGCUUUCCCACAACGUCACAGCUGCACAGAUAAAUGGAGAUUUGUGCACUUCAGGUACAGCUGCAGCAUCACGGAUGCUCCCCUCAGCUAACACAGCGGUCAACAGUAAAGUAUCUGCCUGGCUGCAGCAAACUCAUGACCCAGAGAGCUGUGUUCAAGAGCUGAACCGUUGCCAUUUGGACCUUUCUGAGUUAAACCGUAUGAUCCAGAGGCUGCAGGCACUGGAGGCUGGCCAAGCUUUCACUAAUGGAGAUCUGCAGCGCAUCAUCAGCAUACAGAAUCUUUCGCUUGAGAAACCAAAAAAGCAAAGACCAGCAAAAAUGUGGGGACACUCUCGCACACUCUCCAGAGUCGAGGCCCUAGGAAUGCCUAUUCGUGGGAUUACUAAAUCGCUGUCCUCGAGCCACCUGAGCAGUGCGCCUCACCUCGGUACAUCCGUCCCUUCCAUCCCUGACUAUGUAUACUCCCAGCUGUCCCCUCCCAAUGUCUUAUCACCAGAGGGAAAGAAAAUUCAGCAGGACAUCUGUGCCAUGUCCGUAAGAGUACUUGCAUCCCUGAAGUCAGUGCAUGAGACUCUUUCCCAGGAGCGGCAGAAGCUUCAGGAAGUUUGGGAGGCUAAUAACAUCCACAUGUCUAACACUUUAUGUGAGCCUGCAACUGCUAGACAUUCAUCCCAUGGGGCUCCCUCAGUAGCAGAUUCAGCUGCUGAAUACUUUGACGCCAGCGAUGACAUUCUUUGUGGCAGCUCCUCUGAGGUGUCAGAUGAAUCGGGACUAAGUGACGGAAGCACCACCAAUUCUGAACCAGAAGAAGGACAUGUAUCCGCUACCCGCAAGUACCGUGCCAGUAUUUCCAGGACUCCCAACAGUGUCGUUCCUAAAAGUACUGGACGUCGAACGACACUGCCUGCUCAUUGUCCAGACAACAGCCACGUGGGUCUGAUGGCAAUCCUUUACAACAAUAUAGGUAAAGACUUGGCUCGAGUGUCUAUGCCUGCUGCUCUCAAUGAGCCAGUUAAUCUGCUGCAGAGGCUGUGUGAGGAACUGGAGUACAGUGACCUGCUGGACACGGCCAAUGAUACACCAGACCCCUACCAGAGGAUGGUUUAUAUCGCUGCCUUUGCCAUUUCUGGAUACUCCACUGCAACGUUCAGAAACCGCUACAAACCCUUUAACCCGGUGCUGGGGGAGACCUUUGAGUGUAUUAGAGAGGACAGAGGCUUCCAAUUCAUCAGUGAGCAGGUCUGCCACCAUCCACCCAUCUCAGCCUGUCAUGCUGACUCUGAUAACUUCUCUUUCUGGCAAGACCAGAGAUGGAAAAACAAGUUCUGGGGAAAGUCACUGGAGAUUCUGCCCACAGGAAUGGUGAAUGUCACUCUUCCAAGGUAUGGAGAUCACUAUGAGUGGAACAAGGUUGUGACCUGCAUCCAUAACGUCCUCAGUCAGCAGCGCUAUCUGGAGCAUUAUGGAGAGGUCACUAUUCGAAACCUUAACAGCGAUGUCUGCACCUGCAAAAUUACAUUUGUCAAGUCUCGUUACUGGGGUUCGGAUACAAACAAGAAUGAGGUGCAGGGAACAGUGCUGGACCAAAGUGGGAGUGUUAUUCACCGGUUUGGGGGUUUGUGGCAUGAAGGCAUCUUCUGCGACACUUUGCCAACUCCAAAAUGUAUUUGGAAGCCAAAUCCCCAGCCAAAGGAUUAUCUCCUCUACUAUGGUUUCUCCACCUUUGCCAUGGAGAUGAAUGAACUCCCCCCAGACCUGAUACCUCUCCUUCCCCCUACGGACACCCGCUUACGCCCAGACCAAAGAAUGCUUGAAGAGGGGAAGGUAGAUGAGUCAGACAGAAAAAAAGAUGACAUAGAAGAACUUCAGAGGGAACGGAGGAAAGAGCUUGCCAAAAAGGGUGAAGAGCAUGUUCCACGAUUUUUUAAAAAAGCCAAAGACUCCUGUGGACGGGAUGUAUGGCUGACAAAUGGAAAUUACUGGAACCUCAGAGAGAAUCCAGGAUUUGCAAAUACAGAAAACCUAAUUCUGUGGUGAUGAUCAAUAGAGAUGUGGAAAUCAGGACAGCAUACAUGAGCCGCUCUGGAAAUCAUGUAGAACGGCGAUUGUGCUAAUUUUCUGUCGGACUCUUCUUUCUGUGCACCCAUGACUGGCUCAUGGGAGCCACCAGCCUCUACUAGUAAAAUCAGAAAGUCACAUCAAGUUACCCAACAAGUGCAAUGAGGAAAGAACCUUCUCAUCAAGUUUUGUAGUGCACAUUUUCAUGUUUAUAGAUGACUUUGAUUAACAUAUUUAAUAUUGGUUAAGAGGGAUGACUAUUUAACACACACACUGACGCACAAACUGACUACAUGACCUAAAAACAAAACUACUGAAUCUCUCUGUUAUAUGCUGUUGCCUGUAAAGUUAAAAUCAUUUUGUUUUCAGACACACUCCUCUUUUUCUUCCAAUUCAUACACAUCAGUAUCACCUUUGACCAGCUGCAUUUAUGACAUAUUGAGUCUCCAUUUUACUUUAUCUAUCAAGAAUAAAUCACAUUGUCCCAAUCAUUUUAUGAAAACAGGUAAAAAUAUUUUAAUUCCAACCUUAUGUACUGUACUAUAUAUUUUAUAUAGGCCUCUUACAAUCAUAUUAUUUUGUACUUAGUGUACAACAUUCAAUCAGUCUCCUCCUCUUUGCUUUUUACACUGAAUUUGCAUAAAUAUACCUUAGUCAAUGCCACUGUUUAAAGGUGUACAAUGUGUAACACUGCUGAGCAUUAAGUACUCCAACUUGGUAUCUGUGGCCUUCACAUUGGUGAGAGAGUCUGGGUACUAUCUGAUGAUGCUGUGUUGAAUCUUUUCACCUGCUUAGAAAUAGCAGUUUGGGGAGGAAACGAUUAAAGAUAUUACUAGGCUUAAUACAUUGGUCACUAAAUGCAAAAACCAGUGAAGUUUACCAAAAAAGGUUGAACUACCUCUUUGGAAAAUAAUAUUUGAAUGAUUUUUUUGUAGUUUUGAAGACACACCUGUGUAAGAUAAAAAAGAAAAAAAAACAAGAUGUGAUAUUAUUUUUCAAAGAUAUUUUGCUUUUAUGCCGCUAUUAGGGCAUAUCCAGCUGGUUGGAAACAUAUUUAUAAAGCGUAUUAAACUGUUGAUAUCA
Molecule: messenger RNA, 4017 nt
Organism: Sphaeramia orbicularis (orbiculate cardinalfish)
Lineage: Eukaryota; Metazoa; Chordata; Actinopteri; Kurtiformes; Apogonidae
Gene: osbpl7
Product: oxysterol binding protein-like 7
Exons: 23
Coding region: 331-2913 (860 amino acids)
Cellular component (GO): nuclear membrane; cytosol; perinuclear endoplasmic reticulum
Molecular function (GO): cholesterol binding
Source: RefSeq, a predicted model, not a curated record